Prunus dulcis (almond) is the source of this 915-nucleotide messenger RNA. Its product is annotated as probable histone H2A variant 3. The coding region runs from base 195 to 602 and encodes 135 amino acids. The record is from RefSeq and is a predicted model, not a curated record. NCBI's taxonomy places the organism in Eukaryota, Viridiplantae, Streptophyta, Magnoliopsida, Rosales, Rosaceae. The transcript is spliced from 2 exons. Gene Ontology annotation, molecular function: protein heterodimerization activity; DNA binding; structural constituent of chromatin. Gene Ontology annotation, cellular component: nucleosome.
AGCCGACCAUUUGCGAAUCGCGACCCUCUCUUUGGCUGUGUUGGUAUCGCGAGAGACCAGAGAAGAGAGUGCUCUAAGAGCGCAUCAUCUUUGAUUCUUUUUCCAAUUAAAUCAUAUAUUAUAUGUUAUCUGAUUAAUAUCUCCCCCAUAAGUAAAACCCUACCAAAAAUCCUUUUCCUUUUUCGCGGGAAAAGAUGUCGGGGAAGGGCGCGAAGGGUCUGAUAAUGGGCAAGAGUGCCAGCAACAGCAACAAAGACAAGGACAAGAAGAAACCCAUCUCUCGUUCCUCUCGUGCUGGGCUUCAGUUCCCGGUGGGUCGGAUCCACCGCCUCUUGAAGCAAAGGACCACCGCUAAUGGGAGAGUGGGAGCGACUGCUGCGGUUUAUUCUGCAGCUAUCUUGGAGUAUCUGACUGCUGAGGUGUUAGAGUUGGCAGGCAAUGCGAGCAAGGAUCUGAAGGUGAAACGUAUCACUCCCAGGCAUUUGCAGCUUGCUAUUCGUGGUGAUGAAGAACUUGAUACCUUGAUCAAAGGAACCAUUGCUGGUGGAGGUGUGAUCCCUCACAUUCACAAGUCACUUAUCAACAAGUCGACCAAGGAAUAGUUAACAGAUUGGCUAUAGCUGCAGAGGAGUGCCAAAUUUCUUCAAGGAACAGUCUCCCAGUGACUUUAAUUACGUGCUUAGUUUGCUGUUUCCGCUGCUUAAUCUUCUUCAUUCUGUAUGUCAUUAUCUGACAUUUUUUAUUUAAUCGUAGGCUUACUUUUAGGAAUCUUGUCAUCAAGCGGUAUUGCCGUCCCUGUAUCAAAGACAUAUUUGGACAACCCAUUGUUAUUUUUCCUUUAUAGAAAGAUGUACCAAACUAUGAUCUGCAUGAAUGCAGUUGAUGAUGGCGUAAGAUUUGCCCUUUUAAACUUCA